AACGCAACCGUGUGAUCACGUGGUAAACACCACGCAUGUAGACCUGCCUACACCUGGACACGCCCUUACCUGCACGAUCCAGGAAACCUGGGAAUGUCUGAAAGUCUUUGUACUUUUUUCUAGAACUGUCGCCCUGUUCGCUGUGGAUCUACUCCUGAAUAUUUACUAACAUAUACCUUUCCAUCGGAGGAGUAGCAGACACUCUCUGUAGGGGAGCAGUCCACUGCAGACUUGUUCCGGUCCAGCUGCUCCUGGGACCGGUUCUGUUGGACUUCAGAAGCCCAGUACUUGUGCCUCAGACGCCUCUCAGUGCCCAGCUACUCCCAGCUGAAACAGAGCCCAGAAAUGGAGGAGAUCGUGUGGGAACAGUACACUGUAACGCUACAGCGGGACCCCAAGAUGGGCUUUGGGAUGGCAGUGUCAGGGGGGCGGGACAACCCCAACGCGGACAGUGGGGAGACGUCCAUCAUCGUGUCUGACGUGCUGCAGGGGGGCCCCGCCGAUGGACUGCUGUUUGAAAAUGACAGAGUGUUGCUGGUGAACUCCACCGCCAUGGACAAUGUGCCUCAUUCUUUCGCUGUUCAGCAGCUGAGGAAAUGUGGGAAAGUGGCCAAAAUCACAGUGAAGAGGCCACGGAAGGUUCCGGUUAAUGUUCUGAAACGUGCCCCCUCCCCCGACGACCGAGUCUUUAAUGCCUCAGACUACAAUGAUGACUACGACCGACACAGCAUGUACAGCGCCCACAGCGGGUACACCGACUCCGGCUGGAGGGGCUACCCCGGCGACCCCGCCCACGGCCCCGCCCGUGACCACAGCCUGGAGAGAGAGCGCAGUGGCUACCUGGACCCGGAGUACCGAGGCCGCGACUAUGACCGCGACCGUGAAUACGGUCGAGAUCGCAGCAGGGGCAGGAGCAGGGAGCGAGACCUCAGCCCAGAGAGGGAGUACCGCAGAGAUGGCAGCAGGGGGCGCACUCUGGACAGAGACCCCAGCCCCGAGCCGCGUUACCGCAGAGAAGGCAGCAGGGGGCGCACUCUGGACAGAGAUCCCAGCCCCGCCCGAAGCUACAGCCGUGACCCCAGCUACGAGCGCAACCGAGACCCCAGCUACGAGCGCAGGAGGUACGAGCCCCGCCCCCCGGAGCGGCUGGUCAGGAGCCACAGCAGGGACCAGCUGCAGGACCCCCCCUCCCCCACCCCACCCCGCGCAGCUGACCGGGACCGUGAGCAGCUGGAGAAACCAGUCAGUGUUCUCCUGCUGAAGAACCGUCCCAACGAAGAGUACGGCCUCCGUCUGGGCAGUCAGAUCUUCAUUAAGGAGAUGACCAGCACGGGCCUGGCCUCCAAACAGGGUAACCUGCAGGAGGGAGACAUCAUUCUCAAGAUUAACGGGACGGUGACAGAGAAUCUGUCCCUGGCAGACGCGGGGAGGCUGAUAGAGAAGUCCCGCGGGAAGCUGCAGCUGCUGGUGCAGAGGGACCGCCGGCAGGUUCUGAUCCGAAUCCCACCGCUGGCCGACAGCGACUCGGAACCUGACGACAUCUCGGAGAUCGAGUCGUAUCGCUCCUACUCCCCAGAGGAGGACCGCCAGUCGCACCACUCUGACCUGUCCUCCCACUCCUCCAAUGAGAGACUGCGAGACAAGCCCAGGGACGACCCCCCCAGCAGGCUGGUUAAGAUGGGGGCCAUGCCAACUCCUUUCAAACUGCCCGAGGAGCACCUGCCUGCUGCUGAGAAGAGGGAGGAGCCACGUUCUGAGGAGCCUCCAGCAGCCAUCGUCAGCGCUGCCCCGCCUGUCCCCAAGGUUCUGCUCCGCCCAAGCCCCGAGGACCUGGAGAUAUACGGGCCGAACACAACGAUGGUGAAGUUUCAGAAGGGCGAGAGUGUGGGCCUGCGGCUGGCGGGGGGAAACGAUGUGGGCAUCUUCAUCGCAGGGCUGCAGGAGGGCAGCCCUGCCGAGCAGGAGGGCCUCCGCACCGGCGACCAGAUCAUGAAGGUGAAUAACACAGACUUCAGGGGCAUGGUCAGAGAGGAGGCCGUGCUCUUCCUGCUGGAGACCCCCAAAGGAGAGGAGGUCACCAUACUGGCACAGAGCAAGUCUGACGUUUAUAAGGACAUCCUGGCGUCUGGGCGCGGCGACUCCUUCUUCAUCCGCACUCACUUUGAGUACGAGAAAGAGACGCCCCAGAGCCUGGCUUUCGGCCGUGGCGAGAUCUUCAAGGUGGUGGACACCCUGUACGACGGCAAGCUGGGCAGCUGGCUGGCCAUCCGCACAGGCAAGGACAACCAGCUGCUGGACAAGGGCAUCAUUCCCAACAGGAGCAGGGCGGAUCAGAUGGCCAACGUGCAGAAUGCCCAAAGGGCUGCUGGGAAUGACCGGGGAGACUUCUGGAGGCUGAGGGGUCAGAGGGCAGUCAAAAAGAAGGACCUUCGCAAGAGCCGAGAGGACCUGACAGCCACGCCCCUCAUCACCCGCUUCCCUGCUUAUGAGAGGGUGGUGCUGAGAGAGGCUGGCUUCAGAAGGCCGGUGGUUCUGUUUGGACCGAUCGCAGACGCAGCCAAUGAGAAGCUGGCUGCCGACCAUCCUGAUGACUUCGUCAUUGCCAGGACAGAACCGAAAGAUGCCGGUUCAGAUCAGUCCUCAGGAGUGGUGAGGCUCAACACUAUUCGCCAGAUCAUUGAGCAGGAUCGCCACGCCCUGUUGGAUGUCACACCCAAAGCUGUGGACACCCUGAAUUACACGCAGUGGUACCCCAUCGUCAUCUUCUUCAACCCCGACAGCAAGCAGGGCGUGAAGACCAUGCGGAACCGGCUGAUUUCCAGCUCCAACCGCAGCGCGCGGAAGCUGUACGAGCAGGCGGUCAAGCUGAGGAAGACCUGCGCACACCUCUUCACCGACACAAUAGAGCUGAACUCUGCAAAUGAUGCCUGGUACGGGAGUCUGAAAGACUCCAUUCAAGAGCAGCAGAACCGCGCGGUGUGGGUGUGUGAGGGCAAGCUGGAUGGGUCGGAGGACCUCGAUCUCCACGACGACCGCAUGUCAUAUCUGUCGGCCAUGAGCGCAGACUACCUGAGCAUGGACAGCCGGCUGACCAGCGACUACGACGACACGGCGGACGAGGGCGGGGCCUACACCGAUAACGAGCUGGACGAGCCAAUCGACGAGCCCCAGCCACAGGUGUCAGCCAUCAGCCGCUCCUCAGAGCCCGUCCUGCCAGAAGAGCCCAUACACAGGCCUGCCCCAGAGCCGCGGACUCGCAUGAAGAGAUCUGGGAGUCGUGAGGUUCUGAGAGACCCCAGCCCGCCCCCCUCUUUUGUCCCGGAACCCCCGAAGGCCAGGGUUCAGUCCCAACAGGACAGCAGCCGCAGCGGAGAUUCCCAUGUCAGCAGUGACCACGCCCACAGCCAGGAGUCCUCGGGGGGCAAGCCGCCGCCCCCUCCCGUGGCCCUCAAACCUGCCCACGGGCUCCACGGGGCCCGAGGCCCCUCCAGCAGCCAGGACUCAGACAGCGAGGACCCUGCGCAGAAGUCCUUCCUGGGGAAGGUGAAGGCCUUUGAGAAGAUGGAUCACCAGGCCAGGGCACAGAGAGUGCUGGAGCUCCAGGAGGCACAGAACGCCAGGGUGGAAAUCGCACAGAAGCAUCCAGACAUUUACGCCAUUCCUAUCAAACCCCAGAAACCCAACCACAACCGCCCACAGCCCAUCGGUUCCAGCUCGAACCCUGAGCCCCAGACUCCGCCCCCGAAGCUGGCAUACGAGAGCCGAUCACACUACCACGGUGAGGAAGAGGAGGAUGAGGAAGAGUACCGAAGGCAGCUGGCCAAUAAGACCAAGGGCUACUACACCAACCCACAGAAGUAUAAGGACACUGAGCUGUAGCAGAUCCCGCCCACAUCCAUACCCAUGUGCUCUGCCCUGAUCGCCUUCCCCAGCAGGAACAGAAGCUCAGCUCCCCCAGGCCUGUCUCUCCCGGGCACCGCCCCCUCCUCCCCAUGCACCACCCCCUCUCCCCAUGC
This is a messenger RNA of Megalops cyprinoides (Indo-Pacific tarpon), 4016 nucleotides long. RefSeq names its product tight junction protein 2a (zona occludens 2) (gene tjp2a). NCBI's taxonomy places the organism in Eukaryota, Metazoa, Chordata, Actinopteri, Elopiformes, Megalopidae. The coding region runs from base 346 to 3879 and encodes 1177 amino acids. The record is from RefSeq and is a predicted model, not a curated record. The transcript is spliced from 24 exons. Gene Ontology annotation, biological process: positive regulation of blood-brain barrier permeability; establishment of endothelial intestinal barrier; protein localization to cell-cell junction. Gene Ontology annotation, cellular component: bicellular tight junction; plasma membrane. Gene Ontology annotation, molecular function: cell adhesion molecule binding.